Acaulospora morrowiae is the source of this 1263-nucleotide messenger RNA. The record is from the annotation of a GenBank genome assembly. Lineage: Eukaryota; Fungi; Glomeromycota; Glomeromycetes; Diversisporales; Acaulosporaceae.
AUGCUACAGGGAGUUCUCUGCCAAGAUCACAAUCAGAAUUCCGGCCCUGAAACAUCUGAGUUUGGUCAAUCAUCGCCUUUGCCUAUUAUAAGACCGCGAUCCUCGAAUAAUUCUGUCACGAUGACUACAGGAUCUCUACCCGCACGUACUGUAUCAUUUGACUUAAUAAGAUCGAACCCAAAUGACCGUCAAAAUGAUCACGACGGGAUAUCUGACUACGAUGAUCAGAACGAAUUUUCGCCGAAUAUUUUACGACGUUCAAAUUCAUUUGAUUCUCUUACACCAAGACCACUAAAAUCAUACGCGACAUUAGCAAAUAUUCAAGAGCCGUCUGAUGCUGCGGAAAUUGCACCAAGAGCCGCGAAACCAAUCCCUCCAAUUAAGCCAUCAUCUGGAACAAAGAUAAUUCAAGAUUUUCUCGUAUCUUCGGCACUCAACGUAGCAAAUGCAUCUAAAAUUCCUUCUGACUCCGCACAUCCACCUUUAAAUUUGCAAUUAAUUGGUGCUAAUUUUGGAAAAUUUGUGCAAAAGUGUGGAUUUAUCUUUGCUAUUCAGGGCGCUGUUGAGGAUAUAGUGAUGUGGAAAAAUCCUUCAAAUACUUUAUUAACCAUGGUGAUUUAUGUUUACAUAUGUCUAUACCCAAAACUUUUAUUUCUCAUUCCACCAGUCGGCUUACUCGCAGUUCUGAUUUAUUACUAUGAGAAAAAAUACCCAAAUGGAUUACAAACGAUGAAAAGGGGACAACACGGACGUAGGAGAUUUCAUAAAUCAAAGCAUCAUGAUCCGUACCUACCACCCGAGAAUUCUGUAGAUUAUCUAAAAAACAUGCAAAACAUUCAGAAUCUGAUGGGCUUGAUUUCAGAAGGAUAUGAUGCGGUUGUGCCAUUACUCAAACAUGUAGAUUGGAGUAACGAAUAUGAAACAUUAGUAAUAACGCAAGGGGUUAUCGUAUUAAUGACGAUACUCUGUUUGACAGUGUGGAUUAUUCCUUGGAGUUACAUAUUUAUUGUGGCUGGUCUAGGUAUAUUUAUAGCCAAUACGCAAUUCAUGAAGGCAUUAAUGAAGGAAACGAGUCCUUUUCUCAUGCAACAUGGAAAACUAAUGAUUGAACGAUGUAAAAACUACCUAAGCACUUUAGAUGGUGAGUGGGAUGAAAGUAAUGACGAGGCAUCAAUUGAACAAAAUUGGGUGGACGUUGAAAAAGAGGAGUUUGAUAGUGGAACUGAAAGAAAUAGUGAAGUUGGUAGUUCGUCUAAAUCCUAG